AUGGCAGCAUCUAGAGAGGAACCUCUUAAUGGCAGUAGUGUACAAUGUCCAAUGGUUGAUUGCCAGAUAAACUUAGUGACAUACAUUACAACAGAGAUGUAUAAUCUUCAAGACAUCAGGGAUUUUAUCAAUAGGAAUCAUGGAAACAUAAAUAUUGAUCAGAGGAAUGAGGAAGGUCAAACUGCUCUCAUGAGAGCUUGUCUAGAUAGAAACAAAGAAGUUGUGGAGUUUUUGUUAGAGAAAGGAGCAAAUCCUAACCUGAGAUGCCUAAGAGAGGGAAACAGUGCUCUACACUUUCUUAGCCAAAGUCGACCAUGCUGUGACAUAGAAAGCGAGACAGACUUGGAAGAUUGGGAACCUAUUCUCGACAAUGUGUCAGAAGCCGAGAGCAGUUGCAAAGACUUCUUGACUCGGGAAAGCCAAGAUGAUACUUACAACCGUUUGAUCAUGAAGUACUGUUUGGAUGAAAAGUACUGUCAAUGUACUGUGUUUAAAAAGCAGAAGAGAAGUGCUAGGAUCAUAGAUACUUUAAUAUUACAGUAUGGAGCUUUGAUUCAGAUCAACAAUGAUGGAUUGACUCCUGCAGAUAUUGCUGGGCUACAUAGGAAACUAUCAACUGUGUUGCACUAUAUAAAUCAAGACUAUAUUCCAAAGUCAGAGCAAAGAAGAGCAUUGGAAAUCAUUGGUUCAUCGUUCAUGAUGAAGGAUGAGUAUGAGAAAGCGUACAAAGCAUUUACAAUGGCAUUAGAAAAGUGCUAUGAUAAUCCAGACACUGAGCAAGGCAAUAUCAAGAAAUCUGAGUUAGAACAUUGUCUAGGUCGCUCGGAAUGUAGGAGUCUCCAUGACCUCAGAAGGAUUAAUGGUGACAAGUAUGCAAUGAGAGUUGAAGGUAUGCUGGUUGCGGAUCGUGUCUUACCCAAUUCACUGAAGGAAGAAUUUAUUUAUGAACGUCUUGUCGAUUAUGGAUAUUCACUGUUGUUUCUUUGGGAUACGCUGGAUGCAGGCUUCAGGGUGUUCACAAAAUGUCUUUGUCUAGAAUGCAAAGGAUGUUUGCCUGUUGGAAGGGUACUUUUGUCAUUGAGGUACAUCAUCAGCCAAGCUACAAGCUCUCCAAGCCUACAUAGGUUUAUUCCACAAUAUGUGAGUCUACUUUGUCAGUCUCUAGAGUAUUAUAUUGAUGUCAUCAGGCAGGUCAAUGUUAAAAACCUUAAAAGCCACAUCCAGGAAAUUCUAAUCAACCUAUCAAAGAUCUUAUAUUCCUUCACUGAUAGUCUUUGCAGUGUCCAAGGUGUGGAAUGUGUGAUUCAGCCAGUUGUCCAGAUGAUCAAAGUCAUAUGGAGCAGGUUAGAUAGAGCUUCAGUCUCAAGGGAUCCAUACAGGCAUCUCACCAACUCUGUCUGUCAUAAGUUACUUUGUGAUAUGGUUGCGCACUUUAGAUACUACUAUGACUUUGAGGAAAAUAGGUACACUUGUCACUGUUUCAAGCAAGUACUUGUUCACUUAGUCCAAGUUGAAGGUGCCUCAGAUAUUGAUAUCAAUGGAGAUACCCUUCUGCAUUCAUUGAUGGGUCUUGUGUUCUCGGGAGAGAUUCAGAUGGUUCAAGACAUAGCUCUUCUAUUUCUAAGGUAUGGCUGUUCUUACAAUUUGAGGAAUAAUAGAGGGAAGAGACCUAUCGAUGUUGCACAGGAAGAGGCUUUUAGUCUUGAUGAUUGCUACCUUUCAGAUCUUACUGGGCUCUACAUUCUCCUGUCUCCUACUGUACUCACUUUACAAGAGAUUACUAUCAGAACUAUUCUAAGGUGUAACAUCCCUUAUCAGGAUAAACUUCCUAGGAAACUCUGUUCCAUGGUGCAGGGUCCAGUGGAAUUUCCCUAA
This is a messenger RNA of Lytechinus variegatus (green sea urchin), 1875 nucleotides long. RefSeq lists its product as uncharacterized. The record is from RefSeq and is a predicted model, not a curated record. The transcript has a single exon. Gene Ontology annotation, molecular function: protein binding. Lineage: Eukaryota; Metazoa; Echinodermata; Echinoidea; Temnopleuroida; Toxopneustidae. The coding region runs from base 1 to 1875 and encodes 624 amino acids.